Messenger RNA from Pogona vitticeps (central bearded dragon), 1825 nucleotides. It is a transcript of the gene PTAR1, whose product is annotated as protein prenyltransferase alpha subunit repeat containing 1. NCBI's taxonomy places the organism in Eukaryota, Metazoa, Chordata, Lepidosauria, Squamata, Agamidae. Gene Ontology annotation, molecular function: protein prenyltransferase activity. Gene Ontology annotation, cellular component: cytoplasm. The record is from RefSeq and is a predicted model, not a curated record. Gene Ontology annotation, biological process: protein prenylation.
GGCCAGGUUAUACAGUAUUCGGUUCGCUGCUGCAGCCCGCGCUCCGCCCUGUGGGGGCCGCUGACCCGGAUGCGCUUUGCUUUCCCCGGCCUGCCUGUGCGAGACGACGACGACGACGACGACAGCGCCGCCGCUACCGCCAGUUGCAAGCGGCGGCGGGCGGCGGCGGCGGGAGUGGAAGAUGGCUGAGUCCCUGGAGGAGGUGGCGGUGCUGGUCCAGCGGGUGGUGAAGGACAUCAACAACGCCUUCAAGCGCAACCCCCACAUAGAUGAAAUUGGAUUAAUUCCCUGUCCUGAAGCCAGAUAUAACCGGAGCCCGAUAGUCCUGGUAGAAAACAAACUUGGGGUGGAAAGCUGGUGUGUCAAGUUUCUUCUGCCAUAUGUGCAUAACAAACUCCUUCACUAUAGACAAAGAAAACAAUGGCUCAACAAAGAAGAGUUGAUAGAUAUCACCUGUACAUUGCUGCUGUUGAACCCAGAUUUCACUACUGCAUGGAAUGUAAGAAAAGAAUUAAUACUGUCUGGCACUUUAAAUCCAGUUAAAGAUUUACAUCUUGGAAAAUUGGCACUAACUAAGUUUCCAAAGAGUCCAGAAACAUGGAUUCACAGACGAUGGGUGCUGCAACAAUUUAUUCAGGAAAAGUCCUUGCCCACUGUUGUGACUAAAGGGAAUUUGGAAACAGCAUCCCCAGAAAGAACACAACAAUUAGUGAAGGAAGAAAUGGAUGUUUGCUGUGAAGCUGCUGGGAGAUAUCCAAGUAAUUAUAAUGCCUGGUCCCAUCGCAUCUGGGUUUUACAGAACUUGGCAAAGCUCAAUAACAAGGUUCUUCUUGAUGAACUUUCUUCCACUAAGCACUGGGUUUCCAUGCAUGUUUCAGACCAUAGUGGAUUCCAUUACCGUCAGUUUUUAUUAAAAUCUUUGAUGGGCAGAACUGGGACUGACUGUACUGUGCAAGUGUGCAAUCAGCCAGGCAAUCAGCAAGCACCCAGUCUUCCAGAAGAAGAAGAUGAUGAUGAUGAUGCAGAAACUGCCUGUGCAGAACAACAGCAGCCAAAUCACCCUCUUCUUCUAAAAGAGCUAGAACUCUGCACUGAUUUGAUUAAUACUUUCCCAGGCCAUGAAACCUUGUGGUGUCACAGACGACAUGUAUUCUGCCUCCAGCACCACUUAAAGAACAAACUUCAGCUUCCAAGUGUCUGGUCAAUGACGGUGGACAGUAGCGAUGGAACACUGAAUAACACGCACUCUGGUGUUGCUUUUGAUCUUGUGACUCAAGCCAUGGAUAUUGAUGGUUUGAAUGAAGCUCGCAAACAAGGCUACACUCAAGAAACCAAACGUCUGAAACGUGCUCCUAUGCAGGACUCUGUCAGUCUAGAAGCAGAGUACAGGUUCAUUGAUCAUGUUUUAUCAACAUGUAGGGAAGUGGAGCAGGCAAGAUUUGCGGGUGCAUAUAAAAAAUGGCUGGUUUCUUUUCUAGGUCAAUGAAGAAGAUUUAAACAAAACACAACAACCUGCAGGGUACUUUGUUUAGUGCAAUAUUCUCUUUUCAGAUACAGGUGUGCAUAAUGAAAUCUGGCACUUUUCAUCCUAUGUUGUUGCUAUCAAUGUGAAACAUUAUUUGCCAGUGACGCCUUUAGAUUAAUCUAUAUUUUUAAAAGAACCAUGAUGUUAAUUAUUUAGAUGCUUUUCUAAAUUUCUGUCUCUAGAGGGUAACUCCAUAUCAUACAAUUCCACAAUCUAGUACAAACUAAACUACUUCUCCAUUAAAUUAAGAUGAAAACAAGUAUUUAGUUGUUGAUGUAAGUAGUGUUGCCAGAAAGAAAG